Molecule: messenger RNA, 16214 nt
Organism: Porites evermanni
Lineage: Eukaryota; Metazoa; Cnidaria; Anthozoa; Scleractinia; Poritidae
Source: the annotation of a GenBank genome assembly
CGGGAGUUACGUUCAAAUAAGACAGGCUAUCAGACGCAAGGCUUUUCCAUAAGCAGUUGCCCUUGCUCCAACGGUGCAUUUGGUUGUCAACACGGACUAUGGAUCUACUGCGUCGCUGCUUUAGUCGUAAAGAAAAAACUGCCACCACAAAAGGAAACAAGCUGCCGGUCAGUCAGAAAUUUUGUUACGGCGUUGGACACAUUUUGAAUGACCUCGCUGCAAAUGCAUGGUUCAGCUACUUGAUCAUUUACCUUACUAAAGUGGCCCGCCUGUCGAAUAGCCAUACGGGACUGGUAGCUAUGCUAGGGCAAGUUACAGAUGGGAUUUGUACACCAAUCACUGCAAUAUUAAACGAUAAAACAGUAUGUCGCUACGGACGAAGAAAAAUCUGGCAUCUCAUCGGCACAAUAUGUGUCAGUAUAACCUUUCCACUGUUAUUCACUCGCUUACUUGGAGAUGGAGUAAGCGCCUCACUCAAGCUGGCCUAUUAUAUUAGCAUAGCUGCGGUGUUUCAGUUUGGCUGGGGAUGCGUGCAAAUUAGCCAUCUUUCGUUGAUUCCAGAGAUUGCCAUUAGAGAAUCGGAGAAAGUUGAGCUGAAUGCAAUAAGGUAAGAAAUGGUUUCCGUUUGAAACAAUACGCUGUGUUGUGCAAUAUUUAUUUAUCUUCAAACAGAUUUAGCUGAAUAAAUUUGAAUGUUGGUAAGUGCUGUUUUAAUUAAAUAUGGUAGAUUGGAUUUAUUAGCUAAUUUACUUUUGCGAUAAAUCUAUUACUGUUUUAAAAUUUCUCCCAUCUUUCGACCCCUUUUGUCAGGCGGGCACUGACUUUUUAACCCAUACUGACUUUGAAAGGUGUAUUUCGAUGACAUUCUGUAAUAUCAACAUAACAUUACGAAACAAUACAAAAACGUGCACUUUCAGUUUGGAUCUUAAGGCUAAAACCGUUCUAUUGUCAUGUACUCGCUGUUUACUUUAGAAGACAAAGGCAACAGAACUAAAUAAGAAUAUAAGAGGAAAGGGUUUUUUUCUUCAACUGCCGCAUAACCUAUAUAGUUUGUGUAGAAAACUAGCGAACCAUGACUAAGAACAAAGCAGAACAAAGUCCGUGUUAUUGCUUUCACUCAGUGAGAUCGAAAUCGAAGUAUUUUGUACCUAUGUGGUCCUAAUGCGUCAUUUAGGUUUCCCAUUAUUUUUCAGUUUCGAAAUAAUUGUAAAUGUUGUUUAUUGAACUUGAAGCGCAGGGUCUGGAUGGGGUUCUGAUCUAUACCGCGCCUUAAGCUACGAUAUAUUGUUCGUUAUAUUUGAAAGUCUUCGUUCUAAAGAGACUGAAAAAAACAAUUAAAUAAAUACUUAUUUUAAAAAAGACGUAAAGGAAACAGGAAACCCACUGUGAUUAAGAAAUUUGACGGACGCCUAACCGGGAUACAUUUUCUAAACUCUCCUUCUAUUUUGCUAAUAUUUUUUUUGCGUUAAAACGUGAAAGCGACCGAAACUCCUUGGUUACGUCAAAGUCAUCGCGCGCUGUCGUGUGUAGUACGGUCGUGCACCAUGCUGACAGUGUAAUUAAUUAAUGACCGAUAGUUAGCCAUACGGCUAGAAAUACAUCUAUUAUUUCAUUAAAAAAAAUCAAGUCCCAAGGGUCUCCCAAUCAUUCGUAAAUAUUCCCGUUUAUUGAAAUCAUCCAAUGACUAAUUCAGGGGAUGAUUCAGUCUUCCUAUUCUCUGUCAGUUCGUUGUUUCCCCUCUUAUCCCUAGACUCUCAAUCUAUGGCGGGAUAAUUUACCACUCUAACGUUUGUGGACUGGAUAUUCUAUAGUGUUACCAAUCAAUUUAAGCCUCUUUUGCGUAAAUGUUUUUAAAAUUGGUAUUAAUUUUCUCUGGACUUUUUUGGGGAAUUUUUGCUUUGACCAACUUUUAGGAGUGAAAAGGUUUUGUUUACAGGAAACUUGGUGAUCAAAGUACGUGAAACCAAAAGCAAUCGUGACUUCUUCCCUACAAUUCGUUUCCAAAAUACCAGUCUGGGGGGUAAAAUUACAUUGGGUAGUUUCCGUUUCGAUAGGCAUACGAUGCAAAAUUUCCUUGGACGGACGCCCUUGAAUUUCCUCGGUGAACUUGGUCUCUUGAACCCUUAUACAUGAUUCCUAAGACACCUGAGAAAAAAAAAAAAGUUUUGGAAAAAAUGUACAUUAAGGCGUAAAAGAAAAGAGACAAUUCGGGUUUUUGAGUCUGAAACUUACAGUAGUCAGAGAAACCAUGUAUUAGGAUCAGUUGUUACACUUUGGACAUCCGGGCUACGUGAGAGCUUAGAAAACUCUCCAUGGGAGAUUAACUAUCUUGCAAGGGCAGAACGGACACGGAUCCGUCACGCGAUUCGGACAGCAUUUUGGACGUGUAGGACUGCAUGUAUACGAAUUUGAUAUAUCUGAUGAAAAACUGUUGAUUUUAUGUUGGGGAUUAUUUUCGACUGAAGUAAGUGAAAGAAAUUAUCAUGGCUGGAAGCGCAGCACUCUAAUGAUCAGAACUUUAGCCUAUCAAUCUGCGUAUCGUUCUCUCAGUUGUAGUUUUGGGUGUGCAUUUCUUGUGACCUUUACGGAAGUUGUGGACCACCAUGCAUGAGUCAGCUUUGCCAAGACCCUCACACGCGCGAGAAAAUAUGUGGAGUAACGUCAAAUCCGGAAUUUCGUAGUGAUUCAGUAAUCGGAUUACUUGUGGGGGAUGCCCCUGAGUGUCGAAUUGCGUUAUGGGGCUUUUUAAGGGGGCGGGGGUUGAGUUUAGAUGUUUCAGUCUCCCAAAAACCGACCCCAAAACAAGCCCAUAACGCAGCUCGACACGAAAAAAUCCGGUUUCACGUGCAAAUUGAAGGAUUAACCUUUAGCAGCUUUAGCCCUUUGUUGUAACCAACAACGAAAUAUGAGAAAGAUCCAAAAAUUGAUUUACUGAAAACUGAUGAAAAUCUAAUACACCCUGUAGUAACACACUGCGUAUUUUUGAGGUUUGAAGCCUCAUGGUGGUGACCCGUGGUUUGAAAGCCAAUGGCUACUAUGAUCAAUGUACACUCAUUUGCUGCAGUUGUUUGUUUUCAUUUCUGAUUAUAUUCCAUACAGUUCAUCUCCUCUUAAGAGUUGUAUCAUAUUGUGUUAUUUCUACAAGAUCACCUGUAAAUAGUACAAGAAUGAAAACAUAAGAAAGAUGAAAUUAAAGUUGAAAGUACUUUUUAGCAGCUUUCAUUUGAAUGGUCGGAUCUCAUGCACAAUUCUAAAAGUUGGAACUGCAUAUCAUACGUAUAUCAUGUCCUCUGCGGUAUAUCGGACACUGGGAGUUAAAAAGUUUGUAAACAACAUAUUAGGGUAAAGUACAUGAAAGCGAAAGAAAGCGUUUAGCAUGAAUUUUAUUUAAUCGAUUAUACAUUAACAUCGUUUUAUCAUAAAGAAAGGCGGUUGCCCCAGCGUAUUUAUUUAUUUAUUUUUUCACUCUGGCCCGAUAGCACAAAAAUCAAUCUUAGAAAAGCGGUAGUUAAAGGGGCUGUAUGACACUAUUUGCGUUUUUUUUGAAAAGCUAAUACAGUGAAACCUCUAUCAAGCGGACACCUUUGGGACCUUCCCAAGUGUCCGCUUAAUGGAGGUUGUAAAAAUUGCGCAAUGUUUGCAGUUAAUGAUUAGCAUUCAACGGUUACUCUGUACUGUGAUAAAGUUCCAUGUUGUUAAGGAAGCUAAGGAGGUUGUGCUGUACUUUGUGCAAGACUUUUAGGUGAACUUUUGACAGCUAAAUGUAUUGAUUUAUCUUUAUUAAUUGACUAAAGUACGUAUUUCAUGUACGUAAUCCAAUAUCGCUAUUGUCAAUUCAGUCCGGUGUCCGCUUAAUAAUACAACUCAUUUUAGUGUCCCCGUCCGCUUAAUAGAGGUGUCCGCUGAAUAGGGGUUCGUUAUAAAGGGAAAUAUAAGACGUUAAUUUCGGGACCCGGCUUAGUGUCCGCUUAAUAGAUGGUGUCAACUUAAUUGGGGGUCCGCUUAAUAGAGGUUUUACUGUAUAAAAAUGCUUCUUCGCAUCGAUUGAAUUCUAAAAAAUAAUAGUCUAGUUUUGGUUUUUAACACUUAAUUUAAGCACCAUUGAAACUGUUUCUACUGAUGGCGAGGAGGGACAUAGAUCGAAGCCCAACUUUCUCAAGUUUUAUGCCAUGCCUACAAAAUACCCCUUUAUGAACUUGUUUGAUAACUUCUUCAGGAGCAUUUUUUCUUUGGGUCAACGCACUAAUUAACCCUUUAAGUCCCAUUAUAUCCACAUCCAAAUUAUCCAAACUGAUCUUUAUAUAUAGAGAAUAUUACACGGUGGCGAGAAGAUAUGAAUUUUAUGUUCGAGUGGCAAGAACAAUAUCUCACGAGUGAGCGCAGCGAACGAGUGAGAUAUUGCUCUUGCCACGAGAACAUAAAAUUCAUAUCUUCGAGCUAACGUGUAAUAUUCUUUUUAUUAUAUAAACAUACUGAUGACGGCGUUUUUGAUGAUUUUCCGAAGAUUUCCGACCACCCUCCGAAGAUUUCCGAAGAUUUUUCAAAUUGUCCCGAAGACCAGACGAACGUUCCCGAACAUUUUCCGAGAAUUUCCGAAGAUGUCCGAAGAUUUCCGAAGAUUGCCGAGCACUUUCAAGGAAGACCCGAAGAUGUUUCGAUGAUACACCAACGAAUUUAAUUACAAUUUAAGAGACAAACCUGAUGUCAGUGAAAUUAUCGGUAUCUUCACAUGUAAAAAUAUCGUAUUUUUACGUGUGUUCAGAUACCACAUUUCUCGGUGGUAGAAAUCCUUGUAAAACACUGCAGUUUAUAUAAUAAAUUUCCUUAAAGAAUGAGCUGAGAGAAUUUGAUAAAAGAUCAAAGCAAAGCAGUAGAUGUUCAUUUUAUUAAUUCUCACAACCAAAUCUCUUGACAAUGUAUGGAUAUCCUUAAGAGAAAAUUGGUCUUGGUCACUAUUGGGACUUAAAGGCUUAAUGACUUCGGCACAGAAUUGGCCUAAAACAGCAAUACCCUUGUGACGUGUAUAGACCUUUUAAUUCCCCUUGCCUGAAUAGCCCAAAUGAAAUGUAGAUGUUUAGUAAACGCUCCCUAUCUUGCAGAAAAUUUCCCUCAGCUCCCUAAAUGACGCCUGUUGUGGAGGUUAUUUUUCUCCUAUGAAAAAGUUUGCUCCAAGAACUGGUCAAAGUAGAAUCUUUUCACUGACUAAUGCAGAGAGCAAACUAAAGGAUAGUUCAACCAAAUAUGUUCUCGACAUAACCAGUUCCCAUGCGGAACGAGGAGGGCUUUAUUGAGCGGUUUUCCUUGUUUAGAAAAAAGGUCAUGUUCUAUUCUGCACUUAAUAACUGAAAAUACGUUUUCCUACCUCAUUUGUCAACAGAUCAGCUUUGCGUUUCGUCUGCGGAAUUUUUGUUUUUGCCGUGACAUGGAUUCUGCUGGGAAGAAGCUCGGAAGCGAAUAUUUCGUCUACAAUGUGGAAGCAAUUUAUGGUAAGUUACUUUCACAAUUUCUUGGUCACUCUACCCUGCGAAAACAGGUGUCUCUCCUCGCUUCCCUUCGCUAGGGACAUUUCACCGGCGAGAGGCGCGGAGAAACGGCUAUUUUCGCAGGCUAUGGUCAUUCUGAAACCUCACUGUUCAGCCUAACCUUUUCCCGCCAGACCAAGAGGGAAGAGGAUAAUUAACUAUUAUUCCACGAGUGCGCGUUGGAUAUGAAUUGGCUAUAAUUAUCUCAUACCCAACAGGCGUUGUGGAAUAAUGUUUUAUUAAAAACACCCACAAAAUAUCGACAAUUCUUCCUGACUUUAUUUGUAAAAACAACCGAUUUUCAGCUUGUUUUUAAUUUUGAGCAGACGCCUACAGUUAUCAUAUUUAGAGAGCACGGUAAAACGGCUUAUAUACCAUCAUGGCUAAGCCAAUCAGAGCUCUAGAAUUGUAUCAUCCAAUUAUUCAGUUCUGAUCCGACCCAUCUUAAACUAGCGAACGUUCAUGUUAUCACGUCCUCUAAUCUCUGAAGGACUCGCGAGGGUCGAGAGUGCGACGAGUAUCACGAAUGCCCAAUAGAGACCUUUAGAUUCUAAAACAAGCGCGUGAACUAGCGUCAUUUUGGCGGAAAAACGUGAUAGAGGAGCCGUCGUCAUUAUACUGUGGAUUUUAGCGAGAAUGUCGUAAAAGAGGAAACAAGUUAUAACCUGUUAGAAGUAUUAUCAUUUUGGCUUCGGGGAAAGGCUUAAGCCUUCUUCAAUUAAAAUAUCAGUGCAAACUUUUUCGGUGAAAAAAAUUACAAUAAAGCUUAAGCGAAAAAACUUUAAGUUAAAUCUCGUCCUCGAAAGUACUGACUGAAGGUCUCUGGCAUUAACUAAGUAUUAAAGAGUGCUCCAGGCUCAGCUUAUUUCGCAGCUAACCUUACCAUGCCUGCAUGAAAUGAUAUUUUCCGUUUCUUUUUUAGUAUCUUGGUUUCAUAGUUGUUGGCACGGGCACAGUAUUUAACGUCAUUUUCCAUGUUGGCAUCAAAGAACCUCCUUCUGAUGCUUUACUUCGCUGGCUUGAGGAACGAAAAAAUGGAAAACACAAAAACAGCAAAUUUGGUCGGAAUAACAGCCAAAGAAAAGGUAAACUCUUCGCUUUUGAAUUAACAAGGUUUACUCGAAAGUCUUCUACAGCAGUUGAAAUUGUUUUAAUAAAAUCUUUUCCGCAAAUUUGAUUCACCAUGAAGCAUUCUUUCCGAGAUCCCAACGGAAAAUUGCUGUAUCACCGCGGACUUUGACACCGAAAUAUAGACAAGUGUUUGCUCCCGUGUUUUUUGAAUAAUCUUAGGUACUAGGCCGGUUUUUAUUAAUGGACCCAGCGCUUCAUUAGUUUUAGUAAGAUUUAGGGAAAAGAAGUCUUCAAAAAGAGAGAAAACGAUAAACUUCCUUUUGUCAAAUUUUGGCUGUAUUGGACAGUCCUCAUAUUUAGGAGUCCAUUUUGUGCCAAGUGUCUUGAUCUCGCAGAUGCCUUCAGAAACCAUAAUAAAAUGUUUUUUCGUGUGAGGUAGUUGCGUAAAAGAUGCAUUGGUUGAAAGGCAGAGAACUAAGUAGAAAACAUUAUUGUUGAUUUUCCUGUAGCCUUACUGACAAGGGUCGUUUACCAGCCCCCCUCGAUCAAUAGGAGAAGUGGAACAACCAAAUCUCUUGACAAUGUAUGGAUAUCCUUAAGAGAAAAUUGGUCUUGGUCACUAUUGGGACUUAAAGGCUUAAUGACUUCGGCACAGAAUUGGCCUAAAACAGCAAUACCCUUGUGACGUGUAUAUACCUUUUAAUUCCCCUUGCCUGAAUAGCCCAAAUGAAGUGUAGAUGUUUAGUAAACGCUCCCUAUCUUGCAGAAAAUUUCCCUCAGCUCCCUAAAUGACGCCUGUUGUAGAGGUUAUUUUCUCCUAUGGAAAAGUUUGCUCCAAGAACUGGUCAAAGUAGAAUCUUUUCACUGACUAAUGCAGAGAGCAAACUAAAGGAUAGUUCAACCAAAUAUGUUUUCGACAUAACCAGUUCCCAUGCGGAAGGAGGAGGGCUUUAUUGAGCGGUUUUCCUUGUUUAGAAAAAAGGUCAUGUUCUAUUCUGCACUUAAUAACUGAAAAUACGUUUUCCUACCUCAUUUGUUAACAGAUCAGCUUUGCGUUUCGUCUGCGGAAUUUUUGUUUUUGCCGUGACAUGGAUUCUGCUUGGAAGAAGCUCGGAAGCGAAUAUUUCGUCUACAAUGUGGAAGCAAUUUAUGGUAAGUUACUUUCACAAUUUCUUGGUCACUUUACCCUGCGAAAACAGGUGUCUCUCCUCGCUUCUCUUCGCUAGGGAUAUUUCACCGGCGAGAGGCGCGGACAAACGGCUAUAUUUUCGCAGGCUACGGUCAUUCUGAAACCUCACUGUUCAGCCUAAGCUUUCCCCGCCAAACCAAGAGGGGAGAGGAUAAUUAACUAUUAUUCCACGAGUGCGCGUUGGAUAUGAGUUGGCUAUAAUUAUCUCAUACCCAGCAAGCGUUGUGGAAUAAUCAGUUUUAUUAAAAACACCCACAAAAUAUCGAGAAUUCUUCCUGACUUUAUUUGUAAAAACAACCGAUUUUCAGCUUGUUUUUAAUUUUGAGCAAACGCGUACAGUUACCAUAUUUACAGAGCAUGGUAAAAUGGCUUAUAUACCAUGAUGGCUAAGCCAAUCAGAGCUCUAGAAUUGUAUCAUCCAAUUAUUCAGUUCUGAUCCGACCCAUCUUUAACUAGCGAACGUUCAUAUUAUCACGUCCUCUAAUCUCUGAAAGGACUCGCGAGGGUCGAGAGUGCGACGAGUAGCACGAAUGCACAAUAGAGACCUUUAGAUUCUAAUACAAGCGCGUGAACCAGCGUCAUUUGGGCGGAAAAACGUGACAGCGGAGCCGUCAUCACUAUACUGUGAGUUUUAGCGAGAAUGUCGUAAAAGAGGAAACAAGUUAUAAACUGUUAGAAGUAUUAUCAUUUUGGGAUCGGGAGAAGGCUUAAGCCUCCAUCAGUAAAAAUAUCAAUGCAAACUUUUCCGGUGAAAAAAAUUACAAUAAAGCUUUCCAGGGUAUCUAUUUUUUUGAGAAUGUACAUGUAAGCGAAAAAACUUAAAGUUAAAUCUCGUCUUCGAAACUACUGACUGAAGGUCUUUGGCGUUAACUAAGUAUUAAAGAGUGCUUCAAGCUCAGCUUCGCAGCUAACCUUACCAUGCCUGCAUGAAAUGAUAUUUUUCCUUUUCUUUUUCAGUAUCUUGGUUUCAUAGUUGUUGGCACGGGCACAGUGUUUAACGUUAUUUUCCAUGUUGGCAUCAAAGAACCUCCUUCUGCUGCUUUACUUCGCUGGCUUGAGGAACGAAAAAAUGGAAAACACGAAAACAGCAAAUUUGGUCGGAAUAACAGCCAACGAAAAGGUAAACACUUCGCUUUUGAAUUAACAAGGUUUACUCGCAAAUCUUCUACAGUUGAAAUUGUUUUAAUUAAAUCUUUUCCGCAAAUUUGAUUCACGAUGAAGCAUUCUUUUCCUAGAUCCCAACGGAAAAUUGCUGUGUCACCGUGGACUUUGACACCGAAAUAUAGACGUGUGUUUGCUCCCGUGUUUUUUGAAUAAUUUUAGGUACUAGGCCGGUUUUUAUAAUGGCGCUAGCGCUUCAUUAGUUUCAGUAAGAUUUAGGGAAAAGAAGUCUUCAAAAAGAGAGAAAACGAUAAACUUCCUUUGUCAAAUUUUGGCUGUAUUGGACAGUCCUCAUAUUUAGGAGUCCAUUUUGUGCCAAGUGUCUUGAUCUCGCAGAUGCCUUCAGAAACCAUAAUAAAAUGUUUUUUCGUGAGGUAGUUGCGUAAAAGAUGCAUUGGUUGAAAGGCAGAGAACUAAGUAGAAAACAUUAUUGUUGAUUUUCCUGUAGCCUUACUGACAAGGGUCGUUUACCAGCCCCCCUCGAUCAAUAGGAGAAGUGGAGCAUCGCCUGCUGUUGUCAUGACGAUACGUGAGAAUGAGGAAAAGGAGAUUGUUAGUUAUGGUGGCCUGGCUGCAGCGCCGGAGUCUCAGUCUCAGACGAGUCUUGAUUGUGAAAGAACUCAGCAAAUUUCUCAUGAAAUUAUUGACAGAGGUCCUCUUCAUAACGGCGAGAAAACCAAAAAACAAUGGCUCUGUAGUCCUGAUUUGUAUAAGGUUUGUAAUUAAUUACACUUUUUGAAGCUGUAAGCAAAUUAAAGCAUGUAAAGAGAACGCUGACAUUCCAUUUGGCAUAAAUACUGAGCAACCGGAAGUGUGGUAUUUCGCUUGAUGAAUGGCUUUCCUAGGCCUAGGGCUAGGCCAAACGUCGAACUUUUCACGNGUGAGGUAGUUGCGUAAAAGAUGCAUUGGUUGAAAGGCAGAGAACUAAGUAGAAAACAUUAUUGUUGAUUUUCCUGUAGCCUUACUGACAAGGGUCGUUUACCAGCCCCCCUCGAUCAAUAGGAGAAGUGGAGCAUCGCCUGCUGUUGUCAUGACGAUACGUGAGAAUGAGGAAAAGGAGAUUGUUAGUUAUGGUGGCCUGGCUGCAGCGCCGGAGUCUCAGUCUCAGACGAGUCUUGAUUGUGAAAGAACUCAGCAAAUUUCUCAUGAAAUUAUUGACAGAGGUCCUCUUCAUAACGGCGAGAAAACCAAAAAACAAUGGCUCUGUAGUCCUGAUUUGUAUAAGGUUUGUAAUUAAUUACACUUUUUGAAGCUGUAAGCAAAUUAAAGCAUGUAAAGAGAACGCUGACAUUCCAUUUGGCAUAAAUACUGAGCAACCGGAAGUGUGGUAUUUCGCUUGAUGAAUGGCUUUCCUAGGCCUAGGGCUAGGCCAAACGUCGAACUUUUCACGCGACGAGCCAAAUAGUCCUAUUUGGGUUGGCCUAAAUUGGUAUCAAGCACUGUGACAUUAGUGUCUCCGAUUUGUAGGCUACUUGUAGCCAGCUAGAAUAUUUUGACACGUUAAUAAAGUUGUUCAUUCAUUCAUUCACCUAAAUUAAGUUUAGAUCGUCUGUUGGGUUAGACGUCGAACUUUAGGACGCGUCGAACCAAUCAACUGAACAAGGCCGAACAAGGCUAAAUAUGCAUUUUAUCAUAAAAAUUUUUAAUUUAUUAGUUUAGUUCGUCGCGUGUGGAGAUCGACGUUUGUCCCGACGACGAUCUUAAGACGUUCUAUCCGUCUGAAUCAGAUGGAUAGAACUGAGCCAGACAUCGAACUUUUCAUGAACUUAGUCGUGAAAAGUUCGACACUUUCACAAAGCAUUGUGGUUAUUCAAAAUGGGACCAACUGGGGUAAGACGAGUUAUCCCAGCGAGCACACGUUCGCCUAACAAUGCGGUUAAUGCUUCAAGUUCGUUCGUCGAGGAUCCGCCGGCGCGGUGCCCGCCUUUAUGUUACGUUUGUUAGACAUUUCCUGUAACGUUAAAAAGAGGUAAGAGGCUCGCAAUCUAGGGAGGUCCAACUCGUAUUCAUUAUUCAAGAUAUUUUACUGCUAAUUACACAUUACCUCAUGGAGGUGCAGUGGUACAGUGGUUAGUGGUUUGGACGUCGUAUCGAGAGGUACGGGUUCAGACCCUGUCGGGUUCAUUGUCGGUUGUGUUCUUGGGCAAGACAUUUUACUCUCACAGUGCUUGACACUCCACCUAAGGGUGUAAUUGGGUACCAGUGAAGUUAAUGCAUGGGGUGGCCAUGCGAUGGGCUGGCAUCCUGUCCACGGGGUAAUAGAAAUAUACCUAGUCGUUCUAGUUCCUAUUAAAUAAAAACUGAGUUAAGCUUCGACCUAAAGAACCACUUAGCACGAAUGAAGACUUGACAUUUCUCGACAACUUCACUGAGCUCGGUAGACGUUUAACGUCAUGGCAUCAUCAUUCUUCCCGGCACUAUGACAUCCUUGUAAAGGAAGAAGCAUUGAAGCAUUGAAUCGUGGCCUAAUGCUUAGAAAACAGUCAAUAACUUACCCCUUUCAGGUAACUUCAAACUAUGAGAAGACCCAUUUCUAACCCAUCCUUAAACAUGGCUAGUAAACACAUGAUUAGAGAUAAUUUUUUUUUACCUUGCUCGGCUUCAUUUUACCCUUUUUUUAGGACAGUUCCUACAAUUACCUAUUUAUUUUUUUGUGGCUCACGACUUUUUGUUGCCAAAAAACAGGCUAAAGUUUGAAUGAACGUUUGUUUUCGUGAUUCCAGGUUGGCGUUGUCUACAUUUGUACUCGUUUGUAUGUAAACGUGUCGCAGUCAUAUUUACCUCUCUACUUAACAGAGACGAUGCGAUUUGAGAAGGUAGGACUAUAGAAGUUAUUCGCUUUUCCUAUGUCAUUAUGUCGUUAUAUUAUUGAAUUUAUUGGCAAAAUUCAAAUUCCCCUCAAAGUAGCAUUAAAUAGUAAUUUGUCUGAUAAAAGCAGGAAUUUGGCUAACAGAUAAAUUAUCUUAAAUAAUAGUAGCGAUGUCAUGUUGACGUCAUUUAUUAUAGCAAAUUACCAUCCGCCAUCUUGGAUAAACCAUUUUUAAUUAAUUAAAAGUAUUUAUUUUGUUUAAAACCCGCAAGCUGCAAGUUAUGAAAGCAAGAAUUUUGAAAACAUGGCUGUCAAAACUUUAACGUUACGCCAAUGAUGAAGUAUACGUCUCGACGGCUUUAAAAUGUUCCCAGAUAAAUUUAAGGAAAAGUCGCUAAGGGCCUCUUCACAUUAGCCCGUUUGACCGGGCUGGCCCGGUUACCGCGACGAAUUUUAUAAGAAUUGUCAGCCCCGUUUCCAUGAUGAGAAAAGGCCCAAGAUCCUGAGAACGACUUCUGCCUCGAAAUUCGAGAAACAAAGCAAACAUGGUUAACAGAAAGUUACCUUGGCGCCUAUCAUAGCUAUCAUAGCAGACAAAUCCAUCCGGGCAUGCGCUGUUGCGAAGAAUUCAUCCCACUUGCAUCCCAUGUUCUUAAGGCAAACUGAUUUCCCAGCCCGCUUACGGAGAUCCCGGUUGGAAGAACCCGCCGUCCAGGCUUAUCGGAAGAGGCCCUAAGCUUGGUGUUUUUCUCAAUUCACAGGAAUCUAUUGCAUAUUUUCCUUUGGUCGUGUUGGUAACAGGAGUUUUAGCGAGCACUGUUGUCAAGCCUUUGAACAAACGCUUUGGAAGCAAGGUUGGUUAACACGAAUAAUAGCCCUUUAUCAACAUAAUUUCCACACUCUUUUCCCAAUUAGUUUCUGAUAGCACCAAUAAAGAGAAUUUGCUUGAUAAUCAAGACUUUUAUAUUGGGUGACUAUAUUCGUCAUUCUCUUGACCUUUAUAAUUUAUGAUUAAUUUAUGACGCUUUUCAGAUCACAUUCUGUCUUGGUGCUGUUAUGGCAAUCGGUGCUAGUUUCUGGUUCUUUGUUCAAAAUGUUAGUGGCAGACAAGCUGUGUACGCGACUUCUAUACUUAUGGGCAGCGGAGGCUCUGUGAUGUUGGUUACGUCAUUUUCGUUGAUCGCGCAGCUCAUUGGACACAAUAAGGUAAACAGUCUAAAUAUAAAGCGUUUUCACUUGACGUCACGGCGGCCAUAGUGGUGAUCCAAAAGAAUAAAACGAUGGCCCUAUUGUGUUCCGAAACAAAUCCUGCAUGUGGGAGCUGAACUCUUUUCUCAUGUAGACGCUAUGUAAACGCUUUCCUUUGUUUCGAUAAAUUUGCAUAGAUGUUGGCCACGUGAGUGGAAAUACUCUAUACUUCUAUGAAAUUUUGUAUAUUUGACGGCUUCCUAAUACAGUACAUGUGGGGAGUGCCACACUGAUAAGUAAAUGAUUUUUCAUGAGUGACAACCAGUUCAUGCUGCACAUUCUGCAAUUUUUCUUUCUUUUCAGAGUUCAAGUGCAUUCGUGUAUGGUUUUAUUGGUUUCUUUGAUAAAGUCUUCAGUGGAGCCAUUUUUAAAAUCAUCCAAGAUUUGAAUCCAGAGGACGAACAGAGGUGAGCUUUCUUGGAUUCAUGAAGUAUUUGGAAAAUUUCUUUUUUGGCUUAUUUCUUGUGUGAAUUUGUCUUGUUUGGUUAAAGGAGCUGUGUCACAAAUUUUAUCAAAAUCCUAGCGGUAGGUUCCGCUACCAGAUGAAGGCCCAGUUCAGACGUCGUGCUUCUGCCGUGCGGAACUUAAUUGUAAUUCGGUUCGACUGUAGCAGGGCAGGAAAACAACUUUGAUUCAGACGUCGUGCCAGAGUCGAACCAAAUUCAGGAUUUACUGAUGCCUCUUAACAAUUCUCCUCCUAACUCCCCCUGGGAACGCAAUCUCGCCAAAAUGUAUUAAUAUAAUUAAUGGAUUUUUUUUUAGCGCGGCAGAAGCACGACGUUUGAAUCGCUGCCGUGCCAGAGCCGUGUAGCACGGCAGCGCUUGUCAAACUUAAUUGCUUGCCGAACUUAAUUCAAAAGUUUGAUUCAGAUGCCGUGCUUCUGCCGUGCUUUUGUCGAACUUAAUUCCUGAAUUUAGUUCGGCACGGCAGAAGCACGACGUCUGAACUGGGCCUAAGCGAAACAUAAAAUAAAAGGUCAAAAUAUUAAAAGAAGGUAUUAACAAAAUAGCAAAUACAAAAGUAGGCACGGAUGAACAAACUUGAAGGAGAUUAAUUUAAGACGGAAUUGAAAUUGUGGGUUUUUGAAAACGGGUUUGCUUAAGGGUCAUUUUUUUUUUUCAAAGUUUGUUUUUGUUGUUUGUAACGUUUGAUAUAAUGCUCAAAGGAAGUAUAUUUGUUUGUCAAGAAGUUGUGAUUUUGUCGUUUACAAGUAGUUUCUUCGUUUAAGUUAAGUUCUUGAGCCCAUAAAAUGAACAAGACUGAGCCGUGACACAGCCCUCUUAACUUUAUUGUCAACCCCGUUCCCAGGAUUCUCUCCUACCCGUCCGUGAGGACGGGUAGAACCUGGGAAAGAGCUUGCUUCAUUGUUAGCUUUUGUCUACCUGAGCCAAUCGAUCAGAAAGUGAUGUAUGGAGUUUUCGCUUUGCAGUGUUAAAUGCCUCACUUGUGCUGAAUAUGUUCGGCAAGUGCAAAGUAUUGUACCUGGUGCGGCUGCUGUAUUGGGAUUUCUGUCCGUUGUAGUGUUUUUUGACUCGAUUUUCGUUUGCAAAAGAAGAGGUAAGUCGUUAUUAUCCCUUGACUGAUAAGCAGGUUAUAAAUUAAGUACCUCUACACAAGCCUUGAAGCGCAUAUAAUCUCUUAGACUUACCCAACAGACUACAUUGUACUUUUUAAGAAACUCUGCGCGAGAAGCAAUGAUCAAAGCAAAAUGGGCUUUUCGCCGGAAUGUCUUACUGCGCUUUUCACAAACAUGAGAAUUCUGGAGUUCAAAAGCCAACUGACGAUUGCGUUUUUCGCUGCCGUCAAUCAUCUUAACGGACCUCUUAGGAAACAAAACUUUACUUUAACGGGUUCAAAACGUCAAGGUUUGUGAUUUCUGAUUGGUGAAUUUCGAUCCGUUUUGUGUGUUUCUGUGUUUCAAGGUUCGUUGCUUGUGAUCGUAAUUAUGAUUGACGGAAGCGAAAAACGCAAUUGCGAAGGCGGCUUUUGAACUUCAGAGUUCGCAUGUUUGUGAAAAGCGCAGUAAUAUCUGUAAAUAUAACUGUUCUGCAAAACAUUCGCGCACGCGAAGAAAACGCAUGCAAUGGAAGCUAGCACACUGUUUUCAUCGGUGUCUCAGGGAACGUCGGCUUGAAUUAAAAAUUAUACUAAAGAGCUUACUAAUACCAGCGAUUUCUCUCACGAAGUGCGCAUGUUUAACCCUUGUUUUUGUUUCCCUUCAGCAACGAUGGUAGACGCUGAAACCCAAGUGAACUUUGAUGAAAUCGAAGGUAAUGAAGACAAUUGCUCGAGCGGAAUAGAAACAGCAUCUGCGGUAACGGAGAAACCUGACUUUGAAGACUGCAGACAAGAAGGCGUGGAAAAACUGCCUUCGCAACAGAGAACUUUCGAUAAUUCAAUCGAGUCAAGAAACUUCUUGACGCCCAAAACCAACACGCGAACUAAUUACGUUGCUUUGAGACUAGCAUCGCCAUUUCUUCCUUCUCCCUUGUUAGAUCGAAGAACAAUAUUAUAGUAGAGGGAAUGCUGUUGACAACGUCUUUCAUUCCACAGUGCCAAGAAUGAGUUAAUCUGGUUACUAAAUGAAAGGAGCUAGCUCGGUAACAAGUUUUUCAAGUUUAAUGUGGUAAGGCAACUGAGGAGCAUUUGUCAUUUAUAGACAACUUCUGUGGUUAGGUACUGGGAUUUCUUCAAGUUUUAACUGAAUCUUAGUAGAGAGAUUCCAAGAUUAUGAAAUAACCGAUAAACAGGAUGUUUGACGUCAAGAGCCUAUCAUUUGAAUGUUUCUGAAUGCGUGGAAAUUAUCAUGCAAAGAGGUGUAUUUUUGAUUAUGAAGAUGUUAGGAAUAUGGUCUGGAGAAAAAUACAAAAGAAAAACAAGAACAAAAAAAUACAAAAAUAUCUCUGGUAUCCAGGGAAGAAUCUAAAAAAAUAAGGUAUUUGUGAGAGAACUUAAUGUUUCAAAGCCAGAAGUAUUUAUUAAAGACUUUCUUUGUUAACCCGAAACCCUUAAUAUACAGAAUUUAAUUUUUUUCCUGUUUUUCGAAGUCGCUGCUCAUUUCUCACUUUCCUGCAAUUGUCAUGAGAAAAUGGAGUAUCCUUUGGGACAUGAAUUUUAUUGUUGUAUGAAGAAUAUUUUCUUUUUUCUUUUCCAACAACUACUAAAAUAUAGUAUCUAUAUAAGAGCUUUAAAUUUUAAUUAACUUAUCUAUGC